AUGCGACGGUCCAAGAGUUUGCGUGUCUCGGUCGCUAUAGGGCUUCUUUUGACCCUCGUGCUGGUCAAUCGCCAUGUCGCUUCGAUCAAGCCGGCGCAGGCCGGAGAUUUCAAUUUCAAAUCCGAAUUGGUGAUUGAGGACGGUGAAAGCCACAUUGAGCUGGUCUCAAUAGACCGAUAUCCUCGCGUUGUUGUUGACUCUGCGCGCGCUGCAUCCUCGCAUGCGCCGAUUCCACCACCAGCCUCGAUCUCGCAAACGAUAGCGAAGCCUGCUCCUUCACCGGCGGUGCAAGCCUGGCUGGAGCCGACAAGGCCGGCUCCUUCAACCAGAUUUGUGCCCAAGCAGAUUCCUGUUAAUGUGCCUGGCGAAUUCUCCUGGGAUGAUGACGACGAUUCGGACCUAGACGACAAUAGAGAGGAUGAGGCGCAGUUGGGCCAGCGCCACAAGAAUAGCAAACCAACAUCCUCCUCCCCGCCGAAACCGAAAUCAACGCCGAAUUCCGAUCGCAUUGUCAUGCUAGGACGGAUGUCAUAUGAAGAUGCGACGUGGUUGGAGGACGAACUGCCGGAGUGA
Molecule: messenger RNA, 573 nt
Organism: Penicillium waksmanii
Lineage: Eukaryota; Fungi; Ascomycota; Eurotiomycetes; Eurotiales; Aspergillaceae
Exons: 1
Coding region: 1-573 (190 amino acids)
Source: RefSeq, a predicted model, not a curated record